AUGAUGAAAACCUGGAGACGCAACCCUACGGCUGUGUGGCGACCUAGGGUAAGACCAACUUUCCAGUAUGUUGGCAGGAUUCGUGAAGAUGUGCAGCCAUUCAAAUGUCCGUACCACUUUAUUGCCGAUAAAGCCAAUGACUGGCGAUUGCACAGCGGCUCUGGUGUUCCGUUCAUCUUCGUUCACAUUCCGUUCUACGUUUGCAUUCUCGCUCCUCUGAUGAACAUCACUGUUGGUCUUUUUAACACUUAUCUGCCAUAUCUGUUUGCUUUGUAUCCAGUCCUAAAUCCACUCAUCGUUUUUUAUUUUGUUGCAGACAUUCGUAACUAUGUUGUACAAAAAUUGAAAAUAAUAAGUUGCUUGAACAGAUCGCAAGUUCAUGCACUAAAACUAACCGCCAGUAGCCGAAAAUGA
Messenger RNA from Angiostrongylus costaricensis, 414 nucleotides. NCBI's taxonomy places the organism in Eukaryota, Metazoa, Nematoda, Chromadorea, Rhabditida, Metastrongylidae. The record is from the annotation of a GenBank genome assembly.